Dentiscutata erythropus is the source of this 347-nucleotide messenger RNA. NCBI's taxonomy places the organism in Eukaryota, Fungi, Glomeromycota, Glomeromycetes, Diversisporales, Gigasporaceae. The record is from the annotation of a GenBank genome assembly.
AUGCCACCUUUGUAUCCGACCUUUGGUAUAACUAAUGCCAUUAAACAAAUAUCCCAAUUUCAGUCACCACCUGCAGUAACAUCACAAUUGCAGUCACCACCUGCAGUAAUAUCACAAUUGCAGUUGCUAUUUGCAGUAAUAUUACAAUUGCAGUCACCACUUGCAAUAACAUAUCCAGGUUCAAUUCCAAGCCUUCGAGAAUUUUUUGAAGCAUUAGAUGGAAAUUAUAAUGAUAAUGGAGCUUAUAAGAAUUUAAUAGAAGCAUUUGAAAAGGAGAAUGUUACUAUAAAUGGUAUUAAGAACUUAAAUAAAUCAGAAUUACUUAAGUUAGAAGUAACCAAAAUCAG